Messenger RNA from Salvelinus fontinalis (brook trout), 2348 nucleotides. RefSeq names its product chromatin modification-related protein MEAF6. The transcript has 8 exons. The record is from RefSeq and is a predicted model, not a curated record. NCBI's taxonomy places the organism in Eukaryota, Metazoa, Chordata, Actinopteri, Salmoniformes, Salmonidae. Gene Ontology annotation, cellular component: NuA4 histone acetyltransferase complex. Bases 118 to 726 code for a protein of 202 amino acids.
UCGUUGCAAGACAAGCAAACGUACCAGUCAUCUAGCGCCCACGUGUGGUGAAAGUCUUUGCUUACCUAUUUUACCUCAUUGAAGACGCGCAACUGUUUUGUUUUUCGGAGAUUCAUCAUGGCGAUGCAUACGAAGGCGACACCACCACAGAUUCCCGACACACGUCGGGAACUCUCGGAACUGGUCAAGAGGAAACAAGAACUUGCGGAGACAUUGGUGAACUUGGAAAGACAGAUCUAUGCAUUUGAAGGCAGCUACUUGGAAGACACCCAGAUGUAUGGGAAUAUCAUUAGAGGAUGGGACAGAUACCUCACCAACCAAAAAAAUUCCAACAGCAAGACAGACAGAAGAAACAGAAAGUUCAAAGAGGCAGAGCGUCUGUUCAGCAAGUCUUCAGUCACUUCUGUAGCAGCUGUCUGUGCACUUGGCGGGAUACCAGAUCACAUGAAUGAAAAGCGUGAGCCCGGCAGUGGGACAGAGAGCGACACAUCCCCAGACCUCCAGAACCAGGAGAACGAGCCCAGUCAGGAGGACACGGAGGACGCAGACGGGGCACUGCAGGACCUCAAACCCCAGAAGGCUGCCUCAUCCUCCUCCGGAAGCCACCACGGGAGCCACAAGAAAAGGAAGAACAAAAACAGACACAGCCCUUCUGCCAUGUUUCAUUAUGACUUUGAAUUCGACAUGAAGGUGAACAAAAAACCCAGAGCGGACUAUUCUACUUGAGGAUGAAUGGAGGUGUUAAGCACUUCAGACCAGAACUGGCCACACAGGAGAUGUCUACAGUGAAACAGAGUCACUUCUCUGGGCUUUGUGAACUUUAUAUGCCUUAUGUUAACUGACUUGGUUUCUGCUAUGUGUAUAUUGCAUGAAAUGUUGCCCCUCCCACCUGCUCCUGGAAAUAUUUGUGUUUCAUGAUUUUCCUGCAGAAAAGUACAAGAUGUGUUAUUGCAUGUUACUCAAUACCCAGCUGGGGUUAUUGUAUAGUGUGGAACAUUCUAUAUUUAUCAUGUAACUUCACAUUACUGCUCUUGUGACAAAAAUAAUCAUAUUCUUUUUUUUGUCCUUGUGUAGUUUUGUAGCUCUAGAAUAUCACAGCUUCUUUUUUUCUCUCUUUUUUUUUAGAUUUGUUUAGCAUAAAAUUGGAAUAAAACAUUGAAAUUAUAAAUAUUACUGAAUAUAGUUGUUUAUGGUAAAAAUCUAAAUUUGUGAAUGUUUAGCCCACCAGAAGCAUUGAAAAUGACUUGCUGUUAAUCAAAAUCUCAUCUCUGUCUUUACUCUGCACUCUUCAGUAAUAAUAUAGCAGGGAAAUCAACAGGGAAGCUAGUUUAUGACCAACAUCUGUGUCUGACAGCAUCUACUGCCUGGUUUCAUUGUGGCUUCUUCAUGGCCCUGUUACCUGCCAAGGUGCUCAGAUGAGGCUCUCUCUAGUCCACCAGCUUAUUAUCAAAUAGCUCCCUAUUCCAUUUAUAAUGCACUACAUUUGACUGGUGAAGUUUCAGUGAGAUCAUGGAAAUUGUUUUAGUACUGUGUUCACCUUCAAACUGCUUUAUUCUGACACCCAAGUAUGAUUCAAAUGACUCUGUUUACACACAAAGAUAUGAAGUCAUUAUGGCGUUCCUAUGGUGGCAGUUUCAGAGAUUUGAGUUAGAUUUUUGAAUAGUGGCAGUUAGUGAGCCAGGGGGCAACAGGAUGACAACACAUGACCCAUGCCACGUUGGGGAGCAGUGAACUAUAUGUAGUUUAACUAGUAAUUGAACUACAUUUUACAGUAAUUUGGUGGUACUUGAACUAAAUUCAAAUCUUGGUCGUGUUUUCAGUAGUUAACUUUUUUGUUGUGUAGCUCUAACUACUAGAACUACACACUUUUGCAAAAGGAAAAUAAAAUAUGACUGAAGUAGGCAAUCAUUUAUUUUUUGGCAUCAUACCUGUCUAAUUCUCACUUGAAACAUUGUUUUGCUUUUAAUAGGCUAAAUUACACAUUCUGUUAACAUUUGACCCUAUUGUGAUCUGUUCUUGGAAUUUGUAGUCUUGACAUUUUCAGAUUUAGAUAUACUUUUUCACACAGUAGUUUGGAUGUAGUGAACUACAUUUUCAAAGCAACUUUAAGUAAAUUUAAUUUUUCUUAAGGGUAGCUUAAUGUCUGCCAGUGAGAUGUAAAUGUUAGUUUGGAAAUCUAUAUUUUAAGAGUAUCUUCUCCAACACUGGUCCCAUGCUAUUUCUAGAAUGUUCCCUGUGUGCGACCAGUACUGAUCAGGUGUGUAGUAUUGAAAUAGUUUGGUGAAUACAGACAAAGCUGUCAUUUUGAUCAUCCAGAUAACAAUAAAGUGUUACGUCUAUUUAAAGUA